GGAAGUGAGCAACACCCACCUUGCCGUCUUCUACUCUACAUCAAACUGUGUCUGCUCUGAAUCUGUGUGGAAUUUCUUGGUGAACACCUAUCCCCAUUGCCGGAAAAUUCGGGAUGGGAGAUAAGCUUGAUGCGCAAAAGGGUCAGAAACCGGGCAGCAGCACCGCCGGGGUGCCCAAAAUCGAGCCAUUCGUGCCAAGAAAAGGCUACGAUCCAAGAGAGUUGAAAUCAUGGGCCAAGAAAACCGGAUUUGUGUCCCAUGUUUCCGGGGAGACCGACCCGGCAAGUCUGAGCGGGAGGGAUUUGGGCUCCAGUAUUAAUGCACGGGUCGGACUCGAGAGGGGCUUUGACAAGCUUGAUUUUGCGUCUCCAAAGAUCGAGCUUGACCCCAUUUUGGGGAGGACUAAGAGGAGUAGAGGGGUUGAGAUUCUUCCUGCCGGUUGGGUAAACGUUAACGAGCAAAGAAAUGAGACUUUGGGGGGUGAGAGUGAAGGGAAUAGGGUUGAGCUAGUGGAGGAAUCGAGGGUUGAAGAUGAAGAGAGCAACGAUGGUCUGAAUGGGAUGACCCCAAUUCGUAACUCCAGUGAAGUGCAGCCCACUGCUUCAAGUUUGGGUCCGAAGAAAGAUGAUAAGAAUGUGGAUCAUGAAAUGGGGAUUAGAGUGUUCCCUGACUGGGAGGAUCAUACAGCUUAUGACAUGCCGCAACAGUCUCCGAGAAUUAAGUGUGGACUAAGAGACAAUCAUUCACCACUUAUCUACUAUGGUUUGCAGCACUUCUUGUCAUUGGUCGGAUCACUUAUUUUCAUCCCUUUGAUCAUUGUGCCUGCAAUGGGUGGAACUGACAAAGACACUGCUACUGUGAUUUCCACAACGUUGUUAGUGUCUGGCCUUGCUACAGUAUUGCACUCAUACUUAGGUACACACCUGCCACUAGUUCAAGGAAGUUCAUUUGUGUAUCUGGCACCUGCUUUGGUGAUCAUGAAUUCUGAGGAGUACCGAAACCUUUCUGAAAAUAAAUUUAGGCACAUAAUGAGGGAGUUACAAGGUGCUAUUAUAGUGGGUUCAGUAUUCCAGAGUAUCUUAGGCUUCACUGGUUUGAUGUCUCUUUUUGUAAGGUUGAUAAAUCCCAUCGUGGUUGCUCCUACAAUUGCAGCAGUGGGCUUAGCUUUUUUCAGCUAUGGCUUUCCACAAGCUGGUAGCUGUAUAGAAAUAAGCUCUCCCCUGAUACUACUUGGUCUUGCCUUUACGCUGUACCUUCGAGGAAUAUCUAUUUUUGGGCAUAGAGUGUUUCGGAUCUAUGCUGUUCCAUUAAGUGUUGUGAUUACAUGGGCAUUUGCGUUCUUCUUGACAGCUGGGGGAGCAUAUAAUUAUAAGGACUGCAGCUCUGACAUACCAAGUUCGAAUAUCCUUAUCGAUGCAUGUAGAAAGCAUGUGUAUACAAUGAGACAUUGUCGGACUGAUGUUUCUAAUGCAAUGAAAACUGCUGAAUGGUUCAGAAUCCCUUAUCCUCUGCAGUGGGGUAUGCCUAUCUUCCGGCUUAGGACAUCUCUUGUUAUGAUAAUUGUGUCACUAGUUGCUACUGUUGAUUCGGUUGGUACUUAUCAUUCUGCAUCCAUGAGAAUCAACCUGAAACCUCCAACUCCCGGCAUUGUGAGCAGAGGAAUUGGUUUAGAAGGGUUUUGCAGUGUACUGGCUGGGCUUUGGGGAACAGGCACUGGAGCAACAACAUUGAUAGAGAAUGUGCACACAAUUGAUGUCACCAUGGUAGCAAAUCAGAGGGCCUUAGAACUUGGUUCAGUUUUCUUGAUUGUUUUCUCCGUUCUAGGUAAAGCGUGUGCCAUCCUUGCUUCUAUACCACAAGCAUUGGCUGCUGCUGUGUUGUGCUUCAUAUGGGCACUAGUUUUGGCUUUGGGUUUAUCAACUUUACGAUAUACCCAAACAACAAGUUCCCGAAACGUUAUGAUUGUUGGAGUUUCAGUGCUCCUUGGUUUCUCCAUCCCAGCUUAUGUUCAGCAGUAUCAGCCUGUCUCCAGCUUAAUUUUGCCCCCUUAUCUUCUUCCUUAUGCUGCUGCUUCAAGUGGACCAAUCCAUUCUGGGAGUACACAAAUUGAUUUCGCGCUAAAUGCACUGAUGUCCUUGAACAUGGUGGUUACACUGUUGGUUGCUUUCAUCCUAGACAACAGUCCCCGGAACCAGACAACAGCGAGGAAAAGGCAUGAAUUUAUCUUGCAUCACCCAGCAUUGUGGAACGAGAUAUUUGUUGAGAAGAUGGUGCUAAGUCUGGAUAUAAACAAUUCAAUUGUUCCAGUGCCUAACCAAUUCAAGAUUUCAUUUUCUUGGAAAAAAGAUUUUGAGAAAUUAGUUAUCAACAACCCUGCACUCACUAAAAAUGUUUUUUAUGUAGCCAUAUGAAAAAUUUGGACUAACACUAGUCCUGGCUUGAAAUGUAUUGAUGAUAUUGGAGGUUUUUCACACUUAAUGAAGAAUAUUUUUACUCAUCUUUAUGGUGAAUUAACUGGAAAAUUAAAACUUUUGGCUAAUU
This is a messenger RNA of Cuscuta campestris, 2541 nucleotides long. The record is from the annotation of a GenBank genome assembly. NCBI's taxonomy places the organism in Eukaryota, Viridiplantae, Streptophyta, Magnoliopsida, Solanales, Convolvulaceae.